AUGGCUUUUCUCAAAUGUCUCCGUCUUCAUCAUCUUGAACUAGAGAAAGAUCCACCUCCAUUAUGUCAUGCUGAACCUGAAAACUUCGACACGAAUCUCACUCAUUGGAUUGGUUAUAUUGACGAACCAGAACAAACACCAUUUGCUGGUGAAAGAUUUCAACUCAAUAUUGAUUUUCUCGUCGAUUUUCCAUUCAAACCAUCUCAUAUGCGUUUUAUUACAUCAAUUUAUCAUCCAAAUAUUAAUACCAAAGGUGAAAUAUGUUUAGAUAUUCUUCAUACUCAAUGGUCUCCGGCAUUAAGUAUUCGCACUCUCUUAAUAUCAUUAUGUUCAUUAUCGACAGAUCCUAAUUGUGAACACGGAUUGAAUAGAGAUGCGUCGAAACUUUAUCUAACAGAUCAGCAAAAAUAUGAAGAAAUAGCAAGCGAAUGGACAACAAAGUAUGUUGCUCAUCAGUUAAGCGUCAACUAA
Messenger RNA from Rotaria sp. Silwood1, 471 nucleotides. NCBI's taxonomy places the organism in Eukaryota, Metazoa, Rotifera, Eurotatoria, Philodinida, Philodinidae. The record is from the annotation of a GenBank genome assembly.